GAGCCUGGCGGGCAGCAUGGAGCGGGCGCUCAGCCUGGCCGCGGAGGAGGACUUGUUCCACAAGAGUCUCGGCGCCUCGGCCGCGAGGAUGGAGGCCGCCUUCCGCGCGCCCCCGGGGCUCGACCUGAGCCACCCGCGCGAGCGCCAGCCCUCGCCCCUCAGCUGCUUCGAGCCGGGCGAGGCGGAAGGGCUGCUGCAGCCCGGGGCGGCGCUGGGGGCCGGCGACCCCCUCUCGCUUGCGCCGGUGUGCGGCAAGUACGGCGAGAGCACCAGCCGCAGCUCGGUGGCGGAGGCGCGCGCCGAGCAGAGCCCCGACGACGACAGCGACGGGCUGCGAGCUGGUGCGGCGGCGGGAGACCGUGCGGCCGCCUCGCCCGGGGCGGGGGGCGCCGGGGGGGGCCUGAAGGCGGCCGAGGGCGGCUGCUCCAACAGCCACGGCCUGGGCGGGAGCAAGAAGUCGAAGGAGCAGAAGGCGCUGCGGCUCAACAUCAACGCCCGCGAGCGGCGGCGGAUGCACGACCUGAACGACGCGCUGGACGAGCUGCGGGCGGUGAUCCCCUACGCGCACAGCCCCUCGGUGCGGAAGCUCUCCAAGAUCGCCACGCUGCUGCUGGCCAAGAACUACAUCCUCAUGCAGGCGCAGGCUCUGGAGGAGAUGCGGCGCCUGGUGGCUUAUCUCAACCAGGGCCAGGCCAUCUCGGCCGCCUCCCUGCCCAGCUCGGCGGCGGCGGCCGCGGCCGCGGCAGCCGCCUUGCACCCAGCGCUCGGUGCCUACGAGCAGGCGGCCGGCUACCCCUUCAGCGCCGGCCUGCCCCCUGCCAGCUCCUGCCCGGAGAAAUGUGCUAUUUUCAACAGCGUCUCCUCCAGCCUCUGCAAACAGUGUACGGAGAAGCCUUAAAACCCCAGGCGGGGCAAGGAGCUGGCCGGGAGGGACUCGGGGCACGGACUUAAGCUAAAUCCUCCGUUUCUCGUGGUUAUUAGGCUUAUGGUUGUUUUUUUUUCUCCUUUUGGAAAG
Molecule: messenger RNA, 1015 nt
Organism: Chelonoidis abingdonii (Abingdon island giant tortoise)
Lineage: Eukaryota; Metazoa; Chordata; Testudines; Testudinidae
Gene: BHLHE22
Product: basic helix-loop-helix family member e22
Biological process (GO): sensory organ development; positive regulation of transcription by RNA polymerase II; axon development
Cellular component (GO): nucleus
Molecular function (GO): E-box binding; DNA-binding transcription factor activity, RNA polymerase II-specific; protein dimerization activity
Source: RefSeq, a predicted model, not a curated record